Messenger RNA from Diabrotica virgifera virgifera (western corn rootworm), 426 nucleotides. RefSeq lists its product as uncharacterized. Lineage: Eukaryota; Metazoa; Arthropoda; Insecta; Coleoptera; Chrysomelidae. Bases 1 to 426 code for a protein of 141 amino acids. Gene Ontology annotation, molecular function: nucleic acid binding. The record is from RefSeq and is a predicted model, not a curated record. The transcript has a single exon.
AUGGAUUCUCCUCGUCUAAUUAAUUGGAGAAAUGAAUACUUGGAUGCUAUAUCUAAAUUUAGAGAUGAAGGAAGACCGAUAUUUUAUCUAGAUGAAACAUGGUUCGAUACCCACGAUACUGUUCAAAAAGGUUGGACAGACGAUUCUAUUAAAUGUGCACCCAAUUAUCCAAUUAAUAGAGGUCAGCGGAUAAUUAUUCUGAACAUUGGAUCCAAAAAUGGCUGGCUUGGAGGGGAAAGUUUUUUACUAUCGGCAAAAAACAUUAAAGAUUCAAAGCUGGACUACCAUGAAAGAAUGACGAGUAGCUUGUUUAAGGAAUGGUUUGAAAAGAAGGUGUUGCCAAAUUUGCCUCCAAAAAGUGUAAUUGUAAUGGAUAACGCAACGUAUCACAGCGAACAAAUUAGAAAAAUCCCCGGUAUAGGUUAG